AUGUCACCAGUUACUACCCGGAGUGCUAAUUGCUCUCAAUGCACCCCCUGUCCUCCAACCCAACAGCUAGGUUCUAAGGAACCAAGACCUUUCUCACAACCUAUCGUUGAAAGUGAAGUCUUGCAGCUAUUGGGCCCCGAGCCUAAUAAGGUGUUGAUUGAGCUCUUACGCAACCAAGUCAUUAAACGCAUCGAGGCCGAGCAUCAGUGGCGGCUUCGAGACAUGCAGGCAUUUGCCUCCACGCUCUCGGAUCCGAUCGAGGCAAAAUUGAAUGAAGCGAGAGUACACCAAUGGAGCUAUACCCUGAUAAUCCAAUGGUGCCAGGUGAUGAAGGCAUACCGCGAGGAUCCACAGGAUCCUAGCUUCAUGCUUACCUUCCUGCGGCAGCUUGAUCAGAGCUUUGCACAAGUAGUGACGAAUCAAGCCAUGGAAGGAUGUGCCUCCACCGGCGGCUCAACUACCGAUACUGAAACUCGACCACAAGUUCCAAAAAGCAGUGGAACCCAGAUCCCAUCAAAAAAAGGUUUCGCUGGACAGCAGACUCCGAAAGAAGGGUAUAGCCCACAAGCUCUACAAGCACUUGCCCCUCGCAAUGCUAUGGAGGGGUUUGAGAUGCAUGCCGCAGUCAAUGUAUUCGGAGAUAAAGCUACGAUAAUCAAUAUUAAUUCCCGCGGCCAGGCUACCAACGCUGCGCCAGUUCCAGACUGGCCACUUCCAGGCUCUUCCAACUCCGGGGGCUCUGGGUCUCAAGCCGACCCAGUUCCAGCAGGCCCUUCUCACUCUGGUGGGGGCUUUGGGGCACUGGCACCAACUCAAGUAGGCGCUCCUCACGCUGGUGAGUUCUUUGCGAGCUCUGAUAGUGAGCCUCUAAAGAAGCCCCAGAGUUCUUUCUUGAAAAGGCUAGUCAGACAACUUAUAUGGCAGUGA
Molecule: messenger RNA, 927 nt
Organism: Venustampulla echinocandica
Lineage: Eukaryota; Fungi; Ascomycota; Leotiomycetes; Helotiales; Pleuroascaceae
Exons: 1
Coding region: 1-927 (308 amino acids)
Source: RefSeq, a predicted model, not a curated record